AUGGCGGCGGCGGCGGCGGCGGGCUACGAGGCGCUGGUGCGGCGCGGCUACGCGAGCCUGGCCGGGGCGCUGCGGAGCUGCUCGGGCUGCGGCUGGGAGCUGGCCCGCCGGACGUGGGCCGAGAGCGCGCGGCUGGCCUGGAGCGAGGCGCUGCUCUGCCUGCUGGCCGCCCUGGGCUGGACCCUCGCCCGCCGAGCCGCCACCCGACGCCUCUUUCGGCCCUUCGCUGAGUGGUGCCAGCUGCCCCCCAAGGAUGCUGCCAAGAUGCCCGAGAGUGCCUGGAAGCUGGCCUUCUACACCCUCGCCUGGUCAUACGGCGCCUACCUGCUCUUCUUCGCUGGAUACCCCUUUUUCCACGACCCUCCUUCCGUCUUUUAUGGCUGGAAGAGGGGCAUGGAGGUCCCGCCAGGCAUUGCCAUCGCCUACCUGAUGCAAGGCAGCUUCUACGGCCACUCCAUCUACGCCACGUUCUACAUGGACGCUUGGCGCAGGGACUCGAUCGUCAUGCUCGUCCACCACGUGGUGGCCCUCAUGCUCAUCACCUUCUCUUACAUGUUCAGGUACCACAACGUGGGAAUCCUCGUCCUCUUCCUUCACGACAUCAGCGACGUUCAGCUGGAGUUCACAAAGCUCAACGUCUACUUCAAAUAUCGGGGCGGGGUCUACCAUCGUCUGAACGAUUUGAUCUCAAACGCCGGUUGCGUCUCCUUCAGCGUAACCUGGUUCUGGUUCCGCUUGUACUGGUUCCCUCUCAAAGUGCUCUACACCACCUGCCACACCAGCCUCCAGACUGUCCCGGACAUCCCCUUCUACUUCUUUUUCAAUGCUUUGCUCUUCAUCCUGACUCUGAUGAACAUCUACUGGUUCCUGUACAUCAUCAUCUUCGUAGUGAAGGUCUUGCUGGGGCAAGUUCGGGAAGUGAACGACGUCCGGGAAUAUGAUGUUGACGCAGCCUGCAAGAAGAGAGACCGGGAGUUUCACGUCCCCAGCUGCUGGAAGGAAGGGAAACAUUUGAAGAACGGACUCGUGAAAGACAAGCGGUUGUAGGCGGCACCCGCUGGACCUCUGCUGGCAAGGACCCCCAGCUUGUUUGGCAGCCCAGAGAAGAGCCCGCCCCCCACCCUUCCGUCUUGAUGCCUAGAGCUGUGGGGUGGGGAGGUGGAAGCGUCUGCAGGAAACUCACUGGCGGUUGCAUUGUUUUUUUAAAAAAUUCUUGCAUUUGGCCAGAGUUGGCGCUGGCGGUGAGGACUCCCAUGGAGUGGAUUGAAAGGGGGCCUUUUUCACAGACCUGGGGUGGAUGCGGCAUGCCCAGCGGAGAGACCCACCAAGGGAGCGGCAAAAGUCCCCCCUCCGCCACCACCCCCUUGUAAAGACCAGCUCUGCCCUGUGCAGCCUUCUUUGGGGUGGCCCCCGAGAGGAUGCAACAGCUUCCCCCACCCUCCUCGUUCUCCAGAGCCCUGACUGGUGAAGAGAAGCGAGUGGCCAAUCAGAUUGAGGGGGCGGGGAAUCGCACAUGUGAAUUGAUAGACAGGAGGGGUGGUGGUGUUCACCUGGGGACAGCUAUCCCACAAUGCUCUGCGGCACUUUAUUCCUCGCCUUGCAAGCACGCACACCCCGCCUUUUUAAAAUAUAUAUUUUACGGGAUAUCGUUAGCAGAAGGGGGAAAGGGUUUUGGACCUGUCUCAGGGGGUGUGUACUUUUUUCCUGUUGUGUGCAAAGGAAGUAUCCAAAACUACUGUAAUUUUCCAAAUUAGUUUCUGAAAACAGACUUUUAAAACAUUCUGUUUGUAAUGGCAGAGGAUGGGUGGGGGAGAUGAUGGUGAAAUCGGCUGCCUGUUUUUAUAUCUAAAAUGUUUGUGAUGAAAAAACAGGGCGCCAGGAAUGUGGGGAGACAGAGGGGCUGGGGCGGUGUCUGCCUGAAGGGGCUGCGUGGAGCCUCUGCCUUCAGAGUCUGUCUGUCUGUCUGCAAGGACUGUACCACAGCGCCCCACAAGGAAAAAGGAGUCUCUGUGAGCUAGGUGCUGCACCCAAUGAGCAGAGGCAGCUGGGCAGCUUCUUUUCCUGCCAGGGCACCUGGGUGCCAUUCAGACAGCCCAAAACUAUUGGCGUCUGUCUUUCUAUCCAGAUGGAUGGAGGUGACUCCCGUUUUGCAUUCUCCCUCCUGCGAGGGAAUACCUUGAAGCAGCACCAGCAUGGACCUCCAAUGAAGUUUGGGUAUAUAGAAUGCAAGCUCUGGUGGCAGAUUUAUUAUCUUUACCCUAUCAGGCCUCCAAAGAUCCCAUGGCACCACAAGGGUUGCAGGUGAGCAGAGGUUUGAAUGUGGUUCUGCCAGUCCCAGCGCCCCAAUACAGCACCAAUUGGUGUUUGUGGCUCAGUUGGGCGCCCCAGAGCUGGCUUUGGGGCAGCGCCCAUCCAUGUCAUGCUGUUAACACCCCCCUCCAACCCUUAACCCCAGGGAAAAGCAGAGGACGGUGGUAAGAAUCCUUUGGGGGCAGAAAGCCCAAGUGGCAAAUGCAGGGCUGGCAGGGGACGGAAUCACAGAGCUGGGACCACAAUGGCCAUCUAGUCCAGCCCCCUGCAAUGCAGGAACCGCAGAUUAAGAGUCUUAUGCUCUGCCAACAGCUGCCCCAGAGCUGGAAACAGUUUCCCAUCUCCAAGAGAUCUCCCAGGAAAGGGUUGAGCUUAGAGCAGCUGCCUCACAUGUGGAGGGUCCCCGGUUCAGCAUCUCCGUGAAAGGGCACCCCAGGUCUGGAAGCCUGGAGAGCUGCUGCCAAUUUGUGCAGGCAUUACUGAACUCCGCCGACCCAUUGAUGCAACAGAAGGCAGCUUAUUGGCUUCCUAUUUCAGCCAGCUCUAUAUUCCUUGAGGACCAGAAUGACCGUAAACUGAAUGACCACAGCUCAGCGGUAGAUCGUUUGCUUUGCAUUCAGUAGGGCUGGGGGUUCAGUCCCCGGCGUCGCCAGUUUGGGUUGGGAGAGACCCCCAGGCCUGAAACCUGGGAGAGCUGCACACAGUCUUGAUCUCGUGUUACCCAACGGCCUGACGCUGUAUAGGGCAGCUCCUGGUGCUCCUCGUAUUCUGCUCACCCUGAGUUAGCAACAGUAGAUGUGGACGCAAAUAAUUGCUUGCUAAGGUGGAAGAAGACACAGGAGGGAGAGGAAUUUGAAAUGCAGAUGGGGACAUUUGUACCCAAAAGCACCCCUGGAUCCAGAAGUCGCGUUUUCAGGGUGUUCACACACUACAUCCCAGAAGUGUACAAUCUUUGAACUUCGGUCUGUGGACACGUGGACAUUUAUCCGCAUGUACUGUUCAACAGAAAUGCAGUCUGGCCAAUUUAAACAAACCAACAAGCAUACACACUUUCAACACAAGUCGGGACGCUGGAGUCUGUGUGAACGAGCCCUUCUUUUGAUAAUUAAAACAUCUGGGAAGCCAUUGCAUCCAUUUGCCCCCUCAGCCCCCUUCUGCUUGGUGCUGCAGGAUGACGCCACAGUCACAGCAGCCUGCAUAUGUGUGCCAGGUUUAAAAAAUCUGCCUCUCCCUUUCCCCUCCAUGGAAAAAUUGAAAGCACCAAGAACUGUAGAAUUCCCCGCUGCAGGGAGGGGGGAGAGUUAGAUUUCCUGACUUGCAUAAAUGAUGAAAAGUUGAACAAGUUCUCUGAUUUUUUUGCGCACACCUGGCAGUGUUUCCCAAACUUGGGCCUCCGGCUGUUUUGGGACUACAAUUCCCAUCAUCCCUGACCACUGGUCCUGCUAGCUCGGGAUGAUGGGAGUUGUAGUCCCAAAAGACCCAGAGACCCAAGUUUGGGAAACCCUGGUUUGGAGGUUCGUUCCUAGGGAAGAAGCGUGGAGCAUCGAACUCCUCCCUAUCCCUGGGAAUCAUAUUUGGUGCACAGCUCCUGUUUCUGAGGAUUCAGGCCUACCACUGCAUCCAUGAGGGCUAGCACCUUGGUUUCUCUAGUGAAAGCCGAUGUUCUCUGCAAGCCAGAUGCCACAAACAAUAUGCUGCACUCCCACACACCUGGUGUUCCUGCACUGUAAUUUGUUUUGCACACUGUUUAGAGAUAUUAAACAUUAAGCAAAAGUUUAGGAAUACCUUAAAUAAAUUGUGUCCCGUAGUGGGACCGCGCUGGUGACA
This is a messenger RNA of Podarcis raffonei (Aeolian wall lizard), 4137 nucleotides long. It is a transcript of the gene CERS1, whose product is annotated as ceramide synthase 1. Gene Ontology annotation, biological process: ceramide biosynthetic process. Bases 1 to 1047 code for a protein of 348 amino acids. The record is from RefSeq and is a predicted model, not a curated record. Gene Ontology annotation, molecular function: sphingosine N-acyltransferase activity. Gene Ontology annotation, cellular component: membrane. The transcript has 7 exons. NCBI's taxonomy places the organism in Eukaryota, Metazoa, Chordata, Lepidosauria, Squamata, Lacertidae.